CAAUUUUAGCUCACGAUUGGCCAACGUAAACAUGACGUAAUUUACGUAAGCAAACAUGGCGGUUGAGCUGCAGAUGAGUUUUGUUGCCAUGUGAAAUUUGUCUGAAAUGGCACAUGUUCAAACCCCACCUGGUAGGGUGGGCAAAACGCCCGUGAAGAAGAAGUACAGCCACCCAUGGUUCUCCCGGAAGGCCAAAACAAACUACUGUAUUUUGUGUCGCAAGUCUCAUUUGAAAAUUGAAGCACUCGAGCAUGUGCAUGGUAUGCUGCAUCACAGAGAGCUGGAUACAGUGCUGGGCAAGGAUUCAUUUCAUGACUGCCAGGCGUGUAAUGCAUCUUCCAUGGACUUAAAUCAGUAUGCUAAGCACAUUUCUACUGAGCAACACAAAGCCAAGUUGAAGAGUUUGAUUGCUAAAAAUAUAAAGCCCAUCUCUCUGUGUAAGACUCUGAGCAAAGAGACCAUGGACCACAUCCUGAAGAGAAACAAGACAAUAAAAAAAGAGAUGAAGAAAGUAAAGUGCAAGGAAAAAAAGAAACAGAAGCAAGUAGCUGGUCAGCAGCGUGCAAACAUGCAACAGGGAGCCAGCCAUAAAAAUCAAGUGAACUCCAAACAAGUGAAGAUGAGGAGACUGCAACAGAAAACCUACCAGCAAGGAGGAAACAAUGCUGUUGUUCAAAACAAAGAGAAUAAAGUGUCCAGUCUGCAAAGGCCUCUUCACCAAAGAGAAUCAACUCUGCAGAAUCAAAGUGGAAGAUUGCCUUGUUUGUCAGGGGAGCCUGCAGGUCAAAGUUGUCAUUCCCCUCAUGUUCGAGACCAGUUCACCCAAUCAGCUCAGCAGCUAAGGUAUGAUGACAACUUUUCGGUAAAAAUUGAGAACUCCCAAACAGUUAGACUUGUUAGAAGACCAGACAACACUCCAGCAGGGGCCACUAAAAAGCCAGGAAGAGAACCCAUCAGCCAGAAGGGCUAUUACAACCAGCAAUACGAUGGAGACUUCACCAGUGAUCACCUUCCUCAUGAUGGAGCCAUCAUCUUUGUUCAUGACCAGAAUGAGAGUAUGGGAUCUACUCAGCCAGCACAAGAAUGUUCAGCUCAACCUGAUCCAGCAAACGGAUCCGCCAACGCAGCUCCCAUACGGGAUGUCGAUGUCAGUGCAAUGCUACGGCAAAUCAGAAGAGCGCUGGGCGUGAGGGAGCCGUGCAGAGCUGACCGUGAAGCCCGGAAGCAGAACAGUGACCGGGUGGCCGAUUACAGCACCACGCAACAAGCUGGAGCUGAGAAAGAGCAGCAGACCGGUGGCUCCUUUAGGAACAAUGUCAACAAUGCUACACUUCACAUCCCCUCUCCUGAUGCUACACCUGUGCAAUCUUCACAGGUCAACAGCACUGAUCCCUCCAAUAUUGCUCCUCCUAAGCCAAAGCAGGCAACAUUCAAAAUGACACAAGGAACAACUCAGCAUUGUGAGAAGAGCUCAAUGUUUGCAAGUUACUCAAAUGGACCAUCAAACAGCAGGGAGAGGGAAUCUCAGGGGACCACCGACAGCCAGUGCUCGACCACAUCCUCUGAGCCCAACCUGAACCUCACCCAAAAGGUUCGGGUUGCUCACAACUUAGCCAAAGUUCAGGGGGGGAAAGAGGCUGGGCUUAAACCAACCCUGAAGAAAUUGUUCAGCUCAUCAGGGGCCAAGAGUAAGUCAAACUGGAGGACAAUAAAUGAAGAGACGAAAAUGAAAAAGCAGGAAAGUGGCAAAGCCACACCCAGGUUUGGAAUUCAGUUUGUGAACCGUCUGUCUGACCAAGAAAGCUCAACACAAGCAAAGGACAAUGACAUAAGUCUGUCAGAAGGCUUUCACUGGGAGACGUUCCCAAACAGUCCUUCAGGUGCACACUGGACCAAUCUACCUCCUCAGCAUACAACAAAUAAUGACUCUCAUCCAGAAACACAGUCAGAUUCUCAGCUGCAGGAGCCUUUGGAGCAGCCUGGUGCAGCACUGGAAGGCUGCAGCAGUAAGACAGUCGAAGCUCUCUCUGUGAAGGUGGAGCUGAACUGGAAGGAUGAUAAUGGAGAUUUGAGAGCCAACAGUAAUGCCAGCAAGAGGAAACACAACAUGAAUGAUGGCAUUUCUGAUAAGGAGCAAAGUGGAAAAAAGAAAAAAACAAAGUCAAACAAAGACCAGAGCCAAAUGGACCAGCUCUUGGCUGUGUCUCUGAGGGAGGAUGAGCUGAGUCACUCAUUGCAGGAUCUGGACAAGUCUCUGGUCCAGGCUCGGAAUGCCCUGCAGGCUGCCUACACAGAAGUCCAAAGACUCCUGCUAUUGAGACAGCAGUUUACUGCUGAGGUCAACAGUCUGAGAGCCCAGCGCAUUGAAAUCCUGCAAGGGAUGCAAGGAGGGUACACAGGUGCAUCUAAUGUAGCAGAGAAAGCCCCCUUUUCAUCAGCAGGGGCUAAUGCUAGCGUGCAGCCAAGACUCUCUCCCCUUCCUUCCUUUAGUGCUUUCCCAACCUUCUACAGCCAGCAACAAUCUCCCACAAACCAAGCAUCUUCCGUUAGCCCCCUUGCCCUGCUAGCCAUGCCAGUAAAGCAAGAAUCAGUCCAACUAACCCCAGCUGGACAGGCCAGUCAAUUUCCCAUAACAUUGUCCUGUAACUCUGAUAUACUUCAAGUACCUGCAAACCAACCUGUGCUCCCUUCCCUGCUGCAUCAGUCCCCACACUUAGCUGCUCAUACAACUGCUGUUACCCCUCUCAAACAACUGAAAACGGACUGCUCCACAUCAGCAAAUACAAAUAAUUUCCCUGAAUCAUCUGCCGGGCAACAGACAGUGAGGAUGUCAGCUGACAGUGAUUCUGAGGAAGAGAUGGGAGGAAAUCUCUGCAUAGAACAAGUUAAAGAAAAAGAGCCAGUAGCAGAGAAGCCAGUCUCCACUUUUGACCCCAAAAGAGGUCAAAAUGCAUCUGCUGCAGCACCAGACGACGAUGGAGGGAACGAGAGCGAUGCCUCCGUCAAAAUGGUGGAGCCCUCCGGCCUGGUGGUCAUCGACAUUGAUGAAUCGGACAAUGAGGCUGCACCAAAUGUUCCAGUCCACCAAGAGCCUCCUGAGAAGUCAGUCAGUGUGGAGUUCAGUUCAUUAAGCACACAGACGUCUCAGCAAAAUUACACCGAGAGAAAAGUUGAGCCCAAAUUUGUGCCAGUUGACGUAGUCGAGGAUGAGGAGCCGUCCGUGGGAUCUUUUUUCAAUCACACGGGCCCCGUCCACGGCCUCCAUGUUCACGAGGGUCGGUUGUACACAUGUUCAGGGGACAACACAGCACGGGCCUACAGUCUGAUGACCAGGGAGUGCCAAGCAGUUUUUGAGGGUCACACAAACAAAGUCAACUGUCUUCUGGUGUCGUCCCUCCCAAACAUGCCGUCACGCCUCUACACCGGAUCCAGUGACCAGACUAUUCGCUGUUACAGCAUAAAGACCAUUAAGUGUCUGGAGCAAAUCUUGCUAUCAGACAGAGUGUUGUGUUUGCACAUUGCCUGGAACAUCCUGUAUGCUGGACUCGCCAAUGGUUCAGUGGCAAGCUAUGAGUUAAAGACUCUGAAGAACUUAGAUGUGCUUGAGUGCCACGGCCCGCGAGGUGUGAGCUGUCUGGGGACAGCACAGGAGGGCGCUCGCCGAGUGCUGCUGGUUGGCUCCUACGACAGCACCAUCAGUGUACGAGAUGCCAAGAGUGGCCUGCUGCUGCGUACGCUGGAGGGUCACACCAAAACUGUACUCUGUAUGAAGGUGGUAAAUGACCUGGUCUUUAGCGGCUCCAGUGAUACAUCUGUUCAUGCCCAUAACAUCCACACGGGUGAGUUGGUUCGUAUCUACAAGGGUCACGAUCAUGCUGUCACAUCAAUAGUGAUCUUAGGGAAAGUGAUGGUGACAGCCUGUCUGGAUAAACUGGUCCGAGUUUAUGAGCUACAGUCCCAUGACCGCCUGCAGGUGUACGGGGGCCACAAUGACAUGGUGAUGUGCAUGGCCGUACAUAAGAGUGUGAUCUAUACAGGCUGUUAUGAUGGCAGUGUUCAAGCUGUGAAGCUCAACUUGAUGAAGAACUACCGCUGCUGGUGGCAGAAUUGCGCUCUGAUCUUCGGCAUGGUGGAGCAUCUUAUACAGCACCUCGUCAGAGAUCACAGCAACCCCAAUCUGCAAGCGGUCAAAUGUCGCUGGAGAGGCUGCAGCACAUUUUUUGGCACACAGCAGUCUGUUAAGCAGAAAUUGCCUGAACACAUGCAGAGACACGUGGAGAAUGACAGUACAAUACAGCCUUGACAGCAGCAGUGGUUGUUAGGUGAUGCAGCAGAUAAGGUUGGAGUCACGUUCAUUACAACACAUGGGCUGAUUUCUUUUUGUUUCAAAAUUCUUUUCAGGGUUUUAUGUUCCGUUAGAUCAUUCAUUUAUUUUCUAGCUGUUGAGGUGCUGAUUACAACUCGUUGGUCUCGUUGGUCUUGUGCAUAUUGUAUAAUCUCUGUGAUGGUGAGACGAGACAGGCCACUUGUUAUUGAUCCCUGAAGCCGUUGUGACAGGAUUGAGACAUUCAAUCUCACACACUCAAUCAGUUCUGUUGUUAAAAUAAUUAUUUUAAUAAUUGUUAUAUUUUCUUUUUUAGCUGUUU
Messenger RNA from Etheostoma spectabile (orangethroat darter), 4646 nucleotides. It is a transcript of the gene znf106b, whose product is annotated as zinc finger protein 106b. Lineage: Eukaryota; Metazoa; Chordata; Actinopteri; Perciformes; Percidae. The transcript has 20 exons. The record is from RefSeq and is a predicted model, not a curated record. The coding region runs from base 107 to 4303 and encodes 1398 amino acids. Gene Ontology annotation, biological process: insulin receptor signaling pathway. Gene Ontology annotation, cellular component: membrane; cytosol. Gene Ontology annotation, molecular function: SH3 domain binding; RNA binding.